Messenger RNA from Dothidotthia symphoricarpi CBS 119687, 945 nucleotides. RefSeq lists its product as uncharacterized. The record is from RefSeq and is a predicted model, not a curated record. The coding region runs from base 1 to 945 and encodes 314 amino acids. The transcript is spliced from 2 exons. Lineage: Eukaryota; Fungi; Ascomycota; Dothideomycetes; Pleosporales; Dothidotthiaceae.
AUGCCUGUCACUUGGGAAUCGUCGUCAAAUGCCUCUCUCAUCAUAUGGGAUAUCGAGCGAGAGUUCCAGAAUGCCAGCGAAGCAUAUGUGCAAUGGCAGGCACGGCAUCGACGCAGACGCUCGACAUGGGCGUGGUUCGGAACCAAGAGCCGGGAUGAUGCCCUCAGGAAAGCAUUGAGGUUGGGACGCCAGGUGCGAAAGCUCAUAGAAACUGGCAAAGCAACUUUUGGAUCACGUUUCGAGGAGGGUGACUCAAUAUGUCACACAAUCCUCUCGGCUCAACUCUUGCGACUUCAAUACGAAAUCCGCGUCCCAUUAUAUGGCAAGGCACUAAGCCCUACACCAACCUCCAUACCAUACGAAGAGAUCAUCACAGCCGCAAAGGGCAUCCGUCGCGUUUGUCUCACCGCUCUGACUGAGCAGUAUGCUCGUUUCCGAUCACCACUAUCCACACCUAUCCUCCCACCUCCAUGCUUCAAAUUGCAGUUCUGUCCAUUCGCAGAACAACUCAAGAAGGACCUGAAGAAAGCAAAGCCAAGUGAACUCCAAACAAAGAAGCUUCUACCACACCGUCAUCACGAUGAUCGAGAACUGUGCCCGCACUGCAGCAUACGCAUAUCUGUAACCCCACACUCCGGACUGCCGAAUUACAGAUCCAUACUGUUCUCCUCGCACACUGGAGGGAUCUGCACAACAUCCGACGACAGAGCCACAUUUGCAUGCACAAGCUGCCACAAGACCUUUGACGACUCGUACGCAUUCCUCGAUCACGUUUUCCAGAAGAAAAUCGGCAGUGACAAGAGCUGUCUGGGCGGCUCGAGAACACGCUGGAUCAUCAACAAGGAGUUCAACCAAAGCGAUUCUAGACUCUUGGACCAGUGCUUGAAGAACUGCGUGGACAGAGAGCUGAAGAGGGCUAAAUCACAACUAAUGGUGGUGUCAUAG